AUGUUUUUAGAUACGAGUUAUUUAAAACAUAAGCGACAGAAGACGUUGUCGCCCACUCUGCCGAUGUAUGAUCAGGACAGAUUCGGCAACGACCACAUUAAGUCAGAACCAAGAGAUAAAUCUUCGCCGCAUCAUUUAAGCAGCCCCUUGCGAGUUUUCUCACCCAGCUAUGAACAGGAGCAAGUACAAGAAACUCCUUACCAGUGGGAAAUGCCAUCUGCCUUGCCCAUCGCUGGGUCGGUCCACAUGAACUACAACCAGGAUAUGCAAUGGAAUCAAAACUACAUGCAACUAACAUCCAACAUGCAAGGAGUUUCAACCAACAUGCCCAUGUCGUCUAUGACAAACCUACAAAACAUUCAGGCAAACUUGCACCCCCUUCCCUCCAAUAUGCAGUCUAUUUCCCCCGGCUUGCAACCCUUAUCCCCAAACGUCCACACGAUCUCGUCUAUAGGCACGAUGGGCCGAAUCUCCCCUAUGCACGGGGGCGUGUCCCCCAACAUGGGCCACGUGUCCCCCGCCAUGGGCCACGUGUCGCCGGCCAUGAGCCACGCGUCUCCCGGAGUGGGCCACAUGUCCCCUGGCAUGGGCCAUAUAUCCCCCAAUGUAAUGCAACAACAACAGUUGCACCAACAAGAUCUGAUGGAGACAGCCGGCACAAGUGACACUCCCUCACUGACAGGUCUCCUAAUGGACCGAGGGGAAGGCAUCCCCCAACUGAACUCCGGAGAGCUCUCCGGACUCUCCUCCCUUCUGGACCGUGGGCCAGACCUUAGUGACAGCCUCAAUAGACUAUCCACUAGUGAUUUACUCCAU
Brenthis ino (lesser marbled fritillary) is the source of this 816-nucleotide messenger RNA. NCBI's taxonomy places the organism in Eukaryota, Metazoa, Arthropoda, Insecta, Lepidoptera, Nymphalidae. The record is from the annotation of a GenBank genome assembly.